AGAGCGCUUAAAUUGAGGCAAAACACUUGGUGCACCUAAUAAAGAGCAACAAGAUGGAUUUCCCUUCUGUACCCUCCCCCACAGGCAUUCACGGUGCUAGCGCCUCUUUAGCUACGCCGACCCGCCGACGGGUAUUGACUGGGAUCAAUUCAAAUUAUGCAGGUUGUGAGAAACGCGGGUUCUUGGAUCCUGCGGUUAUGGAGUGGGCCCCAGACCAGCGGGGUAGCGGCCAGAAUCUCAGCCCGGACCAUCCACACGGGAGCCCAGGAGAUGCACGAUGCGGCGGCCAAACAGGAAAUUGAGAAGGAGCCUCCGAGCCACAGCAGAUUCAGCAUUUACCCUCCAUUUCCAGGAGAAGAGAGCUCUCUGCAAUGGGCAGGAAAGAAAUUUGAAGAGAUCCCAGUUGCACACAUUAAAGCGACCUACAACAACACUCACAUCCAGCUGGUCUCCCCCGCUAACGUGCCCCUCGCCCGCACUUCCUGUGGCACGGAAGGGUUUCGGAACGCCAAGAAGGGCACGGGCAUCGCAGCACAGACGGCAGGCAUAGCCGCAGCGGCAAAAGCUACGGUGAAGGGUGUGACCCACAUCCGAGUUGUGGUGAAAGGCCUGGGCCCAGGGCGCUGGUCUGCCAUCAAGGGCCUGACCAUGGGCGGCCUGAAAGUGAUCUCCAUCACAGACAACACUCCUCACCCACACAACGGCUGCCGCCCCAGGAAGGCCCGGAGGCUGUGAUGGGAAGGAAACCUGCACUGCAGCCUCACCUCAGCUCUCACCUCUGGCUGGACCUCUCAAAGUCCCCUGGCAGAGUGACCCGCAGAAGAGGGCUCGCUGGAGACCUUCGGGCUCUCCAAAUGCUCUCCUCAUUUGCAGCCUUUGCUCCUUUGCUCACACGCCUACCAGAGAAGGAUGUGCCCCCCAAGCCACACCAUGCUUCUGAAUGCAAAGGGAGCUUGUGGGGAUAGCAGGGGACCAGACUCUGGCCUCUGCUCUUCAGAAAUAAAGGACUUUGACCAUCUGUA
Fukomys damarensis (Damara mole-rat) is the source of this 1022-nucleotide messenger RNA. RefSeq names its product mitochondrial ribosomal protein S11 (gene Mrps11). Gene Ontology annotation, molecular function: structural constituent of ribosome; small ribosomal subunit rRNA binding; mRNA 5'-UTR binding. The coding region runs from base 157 to 735 and encodes 192 amino acids. NCBI's taxonomy places the organism in Eukaryota, Metazoa, Chordata, Mammalia, Rodentia, Bathyergidae. Gene Ontology annotation, biological process: maturation of SSU-rRNA from tricistronic rRNA transcript (SSU-rRNA, 5.8S rRNA, LSU-rRNA); translation; ribosomal small subunit assembly. The record is from RefSeq and is a predicted model, not a curated record. Gene Ontology annotation, cellular component: ribosome; mitochondrial small ribosomal subunit. The transcript has 6 exons.